Cutaneotrichosporon cavernicola is the source of this 1719-nucleotide messenger RNA. RefSeq lists its product as uncharacterized. The record is from RefSeq and is a predicted model, not a curated record. The coding region runs from base 1 to 1719 and encodes 572 amino acids. The transcript has 4 exons. Gene Ontology annotation, molecular function: ATP binding; nucleic acid binding. NCBI's taxonomy places the organism in Eukaryota, Fungi, Basidiomycota, Tremellomycetes, Trichosporonales, Trichosporonaceae.
AUGGCGUCGACAUUCAACCUCCUCACCGCCGGCGUGCGGUUCAACAAGUCGCGCUUCCAGAAGGACAUGGAUCUCUUCGAGAAGAAGGAGAAGAGCAAGAGCAAGGGCAAGGGCAAGGGCAAGGCUCUGGCCAAGGAGACUGCCCUCCCGUCGUCUCUCAACUUCUUCGGCGACCGCUCUGCCGCUGCCGUCCCGAAGCCCGAACCCGAAUCCGAAUCCGAGUCUGACAACGACUCCGAGUCGGCACCCGACAUCCCCGAGCCACCGAAGCAGAAAAUCACGCUCACCGGCCCCGAUCCCCUUCCCUCGUCCCUCGGAACCGACCUAGCCUCCCUCUUCACCGACGACUCGCCCCUCCGCAAACCGCUCCUCCGCGCUCUGAACGAGAGCAAUAUCCACGGACUGUGGGGUGUGCAGUGUGCCGUGUCGGGAAGCCUCCUCGCUGGCCAAGACACGAUGUGCAUUGCCCCCACAGGGAGCGGCAAGACACUCUCCUACCUCCUCCCAACGCUGGUGCAGCUGCGGCAGCCGGCGCGCAAGAUGGGCGACGAGGGAAAGGGUAUCCGCGCACUCGUCGUUGUGCCGACCCACGAUUUGGCUGUGCAGAUCCACGGCGUGCUCAAGGCCAUCACGGCGGGGCAGAAGUGGCGCUGCAUGGUGCUCAGCAAGGCGACGCAAAAGGCCGUGUGCGAGUCUGCACCGGGACACAACUCGGGAAGCGACGAGGAGGACGAGGCCGAGGAGAGUGAAGACGAGACAGAGGGUGGUCUCGGCAUCGAUGUCCUCAUCGCCACGCCGGAGCGGUUGCACCACCUCCUCGACGCGGGGCGCGUGUCGCUAGCAAGUACACGCUACCUUAUCCUCGACGAGUCGGACCGCCUACUCGGCCCCGACUUUCUCCCUCAGGUGGAGCCCAUCGUUGAGGCGACGGGCGAGGAGGUCCAGAAGGCCCUCUUCUCGGCGACGAUGCCGGCUGGCGUAGAGGAGCUCGCGCGGCGAUGGCUCAAGGACGGGGGUGUGCGCGUGGUCGUCGGAGUCAAGGACUCGGCCGUAACCACCGUUGACCAGUCUCUCCUCUUCACCGGGUCGGAGGCAGGCAAGUCGCUCGCGCUCGCCAACCUCAUCUCAGAGGGUGGGCUGCCAUACCCGUCCCUCAUCUUCGUCCAGUCCAUCGAACGUGCCGACGAGCUUUCCAAGCAGCUGGUACUGGACGGUGUUCGCGCUGAAGCGGUGCACUCUGGGCGAGGGAAGAGCAAGCGUGACGCAGCGAUCGACGCGUUCCGCCGCGGCGACGUGUGGGUGCUGGUCGUCACGGACGUGCUAGCGCGCGGCAUGGACUUCCGUGGUGUCAAGGUGGUCGUCAACUAUGAUUUCCCCCAGACUGUCCAGUCGUACAUCCACCGCAUCGGACGUACCGGUCGCGCCGGGCGCCCAGGGAAGGCGAUCACGUUCUUCAGCAACGAAGACGCGCCGUACCUGCGCACGGUCGCAAAUGUUCUUCGCGCAAGCGGCUGCCCGGUGCCCGAGUACAUGUUGCAACUGAAGAAGCCGAGCAAGAACCAGAAGCGCAAGCUGGCCAAGGCGCCGGUUGAGCGCAAGUCUGUCGGAGGAGGGGGACGCGACGUUGCUGCCGAGAACGCAAAGCGGAAGCGCGCGAUGAUCGAGGGCACCAAGCGGAGGAAAGCGACUGAGGGAAAGAAGCAGAAGACGGAGGCAUGA